GUAGCUAGAGUUUAUCGUGUUAGCGUUGAAGGAAGAUUGGAGGCCGGAAUUGCAAUGUGGAGGCUUCUGUUUGUUCUGCUCGUGUUUGCAGCUUGUGACGGGCCUGCGGCCACAGCUCAGCUCUUGGGCCCAGAGGAGUGUGGGAUUGGGUAUCAGUAUAGAUCUCCGCCCGAGAUGCUCAACUGCCGAGCUAAUAUCACUGUGACCCGCCUGAACUGCUGGGUCGCAAUCCCCAAUGUUACACCACCAGGUGCUAGGGUCAAUGUCGUGUGGUAUUGGAGAAGUCGUGACGAAGCAGAGAGGGGAUCAAAUUCAGCAUUU
Molecule: messenger RNA, 321 nt
Organism: Geodia barretti
Lineage: Eukaryota; Metazoa; Porifera; Demospongiae; Tetractinellida; Geodiidae
Source: the annotation of a GenBank genome assembly